UAAAUUUUUUAACAUUGAUAGAUAUUCGGGGGUUUUCAUAAAAAAAACGUAUCAGACGACAUAAUUUCCCUUUUGCUUCUUCUCGUGCAAACCCUCUUCCGCCACCGCGAAUUCCGGCCCGCCACGUUCUUCACUUCCGGUGGUAACGCACGGACGAUACUUUCUCUAUUCCACAUUCAGCACUUCCUCCACCAAAUAAUCAAAUAGUACUGAAUAACUCCAAACAAUGGGAGCACCGAAGAAAAGUGCUGCUAGGGUUUCAGAGGAUCAUGAUGAACUUGUUCGAGUUCCGUUACAAGCUAUUCUCUUGGCGGAUAGUUUUACUACAAAGUUCAGACCUAUCACUCUUGAACGCCCUAAAGUGCUUUUGCCGUUGGUGAAUGUUCCGAUGAUAAAUUACACAUUGACAUGGCUUGAAUCAGCUGGUGUAGAAGAGGUUUUUGUUUUCUGCUGUGCUCAUGCCAAGCAGGUGAUUAACUAUUUGGAGAAAUCUGAGUGGUUUUCUCAACCUAAUUUUACGGUAACGACUAUAGAGUCACAAAAUUCUGUUAGUGCUGGAGAUGCACUCCGUGUUAUCUACGAGCGCAAUGUGAUACAAGGAGAUUUUGUUCUUAUCAGCGGAGAUACUGUAAGCAACAUGUCACUUACUCAAGCUCUUUUAGAACAUAAAGAAAGGAAGAAGAGAGAUAGUAAUGCUGUAAUGACCAUGGUUUAAAAAAACGCUGUCUAAAAAAACGCUU
Molecule: messenger RNA, 740 nt
Organism: Lathyrus oleraceus (garden pea)
Lineage: Eukaryota; Viridiplantae; Streptophyta; Magnoliopsida; Fabales; Fabaceae
Exons: 4
Coding region: 227-715 (162 amino acids)
Biological process (GO): biosynthetic process
Cellular component (GO): eukaryotic translation initiation factor 2B complex
Molecular function (GO): translation initiation factor activity; guanyl-nucleotide exchange factor activity; translation initiation factor binding
Source: RefSeq, a predicted model, not a curated record